This is a messenger RNA of Rhinocladiella mackenziei CBS 650.93, 402 nucleotides long. RefSeq lists its product as uncharacterized. NCBI's taxonomy places the organism in Eukaryota, Fungi, Ascomycota, Eurotiomycetes, Chaetothyriales, Herpotrichiellaceae. The coding region runs from base 1 to 402 and encodes 133 amino acids. The transcript has 3 exons. Gene Ontology annotation, molecular function: iron ion binding; oxidoreductase activity, acting on paired donors, with incorporation or reduction of molecular oxygen; heme binding. The record is from RefSeq and is a predicted model, not a curated record.
AUGCAUCCCGCAACAGGACUUCCAUUAGCAAGAGUCGUCCCUAAAGAGGGUGUCACUAUCCAAGGGAACUUCUUCCCGGGCGGCACCAUUAUCGGUGUCAAUUCUUGGGUCGCGCAUGCCAACGAGGAUGUUUUUGGGCCAGAUGCCAAUAUUUUUAGGCCUGAGCGAUGGAUCGAAAGCAAAGAUCAGGCGUCCGAGAUGGAGCGUUCCUUCUUGGCCUUUGGUGCAGGCUCGAGAACCUGUAUCGGCAAGAAUAUCAGCCUAAUGGAAAUGUCCAAAGUCGUACCGGAGCUGAUCAGAAGGUUCGAUUUCACACUGGCAGAUCCGCAUGCAGAGAUCCAAAUGGAGAAUGUAUGGUUUGUGAAGCAGAAGAAUUUAAAUUGUUAUGUGUCAACUCGUUAA